GCCGCCGGACGGGACUCUAAGAUGAAGUUAUGGGAUGUCGUGGCUGUCUGCCUGGUGCUGCUCCACACCGCGUCCGCCUUCCCGCUGCCCGCCGGUAAGAGGCCUCCCGAGGCGCCCGCCGAAGACCGCUCCCUCGGCCGCCGCCGCGCGCCCUUCGCGCCGAGCAGUGACUCAAAUAUGCCAGAGGAUUAUCCUGAUCAGUUUGACGACGUCAUGGAUUUUAUUCAAGCUACCAUCAGAAGACUGAAAAGGUCACCCGAGAAACAAAUGGCCUUGCCGCCUAGAAGAGAGCGGAAUCGGCAGGCGGCGGCCGCCAACCCGGAGAAUUCCAGAGGGAAAGGUCGGCGAGGCCAGAGGGGCAGAAAUCGGGGUUGUGUCUUAACUGCGAUACAUUUAAACGUCACCGACCUGGGUUUGGGCUACGAAACCAAGGAGGAACUGAUUUUUAGGUACUGCAGCGGCUCCUGUGAUGCAGCUGAGACAAUGUACGACAAAAUAUUAAAAAACUUAUCCAAAAACAGAAGGCUGGUGAGUGACAAAGUCGGGCAGGCAUGUUGCAGACCCAUCGCCUAUGACGACGACCUGUCGUUUUUAGAUGACAACCUGGUUUACCAUAUUCUAAGAAAGCAUUCCGCUAAAAGGUGUGGAUGUAUCUGA
Puma concolor (puma) is the source of this 657-nucleotide messenger RNA. It is a transcript of the gene GDNF, whose product is annotated as glial cell derived neurotrophic factor. Gene Ontology annotation, molecular function: growth factor activity; receptor tyrosine kinase binding; glial cell-derived neurotrophic factor receptor binding. The record is from RefSeq and is a predicted model, not a curated record. Gene Ontology annotation, biological process: positive regulation of branching involved in ureteric bud morphogenesis; negative regulation of neuron apoptotic process; peripheral nervous system development. Lineage: Eukaryota; Metazoa; Chordata; Mammalia; Carnivora; Felidae.